AUGUCGACACCGACUGCGUCCUCAAGUUCACAACCGACCCGCUCUCUUAAUCGCCAAGUCGUCCUCGAAGAGGAUGAGUACACGGAAGCUCUGUCACAUAUCAUAGCCCGUGACUUUUUCCCUUCUCUUGUCCAUCUCGAUGCGACCAAUGGCUACCUCGAUGCCCUGCGCACCAACGACCCAGCCCUCAUUCAAGCUUCCGUACGCCGUAUUGAGGAGCUCACUACGCCGAUGACCCGUCGUGAUCGGCCAUGGGAGACUCCUGCACAAACACCGUACCGCGCAGGACCCCUUGACACACCCAUACAUACUCCCCGGGGAGAACCUCCUGUGAAGCGAACCCGCUAUGAGACCGACAUGAGCCUUGACCACUUCCAGUCUAAGUAUACCUCGGAGGAUAACUCGAGUUUUACGCAGAUUCUCGACGACGAUAACAGGAAGCGGAGAGAGAAGUGGGCAUGGGCGUGGGAUGCGCAGAAGAGGGUCGAAGAACAGCGGGGGAAGAUGCUAGAGGGAAGGGAGAGGCUUCUCAUUGAGGCUCCAACAGCUACAGGGGUCAAGGAGAAGUUCCGGAUUGAGCAACCUACUCCCGCAGGUCUGUUAACAGAUGGUUCUGCUAGUUCGAACGGAGCUAUGCAGGUGGAGAAACCAAGUGGGCCUGGCGACGAAGAGCACAACGAACAAGGCAAGGAGGUCGUGCUGACGCUCGUAACAUGGGGGACGCUCACUGGAACGCCUCGCGUCUUGUCCCAGUCAGACGACCCUAUGGAGUCCUCCUCCAUGGCAACCCCAAAUACACCGUUUCGCAUUGCUGAGCCGUCCCCCCGCGAGCGACUAUCGCACAGGCUUUCGACGAAUGCGUCGAAAAGCCUGCGCGCGAAAGCGGGUCUACUGGGUAUAUCGGGCAUAUCACGGACGCCUGUGGGCGGAAGUGCAACGAAGGGAUCUAUGGCACCGCCUUCGUGGACCCCAAGGAGAGCAGAGGGUGGGCUGACUCCCGCGGCAAAACGACUUCUCGACAGGUCAACCAUGGGGACAGCCGCGGCACGGAGAGCUGAGGCCAUGGGUAGGAUAGCAGGCUGGGAAGGGAACGCCAAGCCGAAGGACAAAGACCUGAAUCGCGUGAGGUGGACGCCCACUCCGAGUCCCGUAACGAGAAGAUGA
Molecule: messenger RNA, 1164 nt
Organism: Postia placenta MAD-698-R-SB12
Lineage: Eukaryota; Fungi; Basidiomycota; Agaricomycetes; Polyporales; Adustoporiaceae
Exons: 2
Coding region: 1-1164 (387 amino acids)
Cellular component (GO): catalytic step 2 spliceosome
Source: RefSeq, a predicted model, not a curated record